AUGCCGCCAAAGCGAGCCGCCACGUCCGUUGCCUCGACCCAGCGCGAAACGCGCCCAACUGCAGGAGGACGCCGCGCCAGAGCCGCAACCAGUAGAGCGGCGCCUCCUCCAAGUCACGGCGCAAACUGGCCAUAUGGACCACCGCCAGAACUGCCUACCGUCACGCCCAAUACGGCAACAGAGCAGCCCGAUUUCGUCAACUUUGGCACGAACGCACCCCUCGAGCUCAGGGGGGUGAUCACCCAGUGGCGCACGCGCAUCGACGAGGCCUUUGCCAUCUACAACGACUUCUUCGUCGACCUCAACGGCAUCCGCAUCCCUACAACGAACAUCGACGGGUACGCAGCCUGGAAGACGGCACAUCACCUUCUGAAGACCGAAAUCGAGGACGCCGAGUACCUCCUCCAGUCAUUUUUUACACUCGAUACGCGCGUCCAAUUUGGCAGCACGGAGGAGCUGGUAUCCAGGCGGUUCAACGAACUCACCAAGCGAUCCUUGGAGUUCUUUGACAAGUACAGCGGUGUCAUUGGCUGGAUGCCGGGCCUUAUUGAUCAUCUCAAGAUGACUGCUCCGGAUGGCUCCACGCUCUAUCACCCGCGACUUCCGUAG
This is a messenger RNA of Vanrija pseudolonga, 609 nucleotides long. RefSeq lists its product as uncharacterized. The coding region runs from base 1 to 609 and encodes 202 amino acids. The transcript has a single exon. Lineage: Eukaryota; Fungi; Basidiomycota; Tremellomycetes; Trichosporonales; Trichosporonaceae. The record is from RefSeq and is a predicted model, not a curated record.